Apodemus sylvaticus (European woodmouse) is the source of this 999-nucleotide messenger RNA. RefSeq names its product cathepsin 7. The transcript is spliced from 7 exons. Gene Ontology annotation, cellular component: lysosome. Gene Ontology annotation, biological process: immune response. The record is from RefSeq and is a predicted model, not a curated record. Gene Ontology annotation, molecular function: cysteine-type endopeptidase activity. NCBI's taxonomy places the organism in Eukaryota, Metazoa, Chordata, Mammalia, Rodentia, Muridae. The coding region runs from base 1 to 999 and encodes 332 amino acids.
AUGACUCCUACUGUCUUCCUGGCCAUCCUGUGCUUGAGAGUGGCUUUGGCUGCUCCAACACCUGAUUAUAAUUUGGAUGCUGAGUGGGAGGAGUGGAAGAGGAGAAAUGAAAGAACAUACAGCCCAGAGGAAGAAAAGCAGAGGAGAGGAAUAUGGGAAGAAAAUAUGAAAUUGAUCAAACAGCACAUUGUGGAGGAUGGCCUGUGGAUGAACAACUUCACCAUAGAAAUGAAUGAAUUUGGUGACAUGACUGGUGAAGAAAUGAGGGAAAUGAUGACAGAAAGCUCAUCUCUUACUCUAAGAAAUGGGAAACAAAUCCAGAAACGCAAUGUCAAAGUCCCCAGUACUUGGGAUUGGAGAAAGGAAGGCUAUGUGACUCCAGUACGAAGCCAGGGAGCAUGUGGUGCAUGCUGGGCUUUUUCUGUAGCCGCUUCCAUAGAAGGCCAGCUGUUCAAGAAAACAGGCAAACUGAUCCCACUUAGUGUACAAAAUUUAAUGGACUGCUCAGUAACUUAUGGCAAUAAGGGCUGCGAUGGAGGCAAACCUUACUCUGCCUUCCAAUAUGUGAAGAACAAUGGUGGUCUGGAGGCUGAGGCAACCUAUCCAUAUGAAGCAAAGGUACAGCGCUGCAGGUACCGACCUGAACGUUCUGUUGUUAAGGUCAAACGCUUUUUUGUUGUUCCAAAAAAUGAAGACGCUUUAAUGGAAGCUCUACUAACUCAUGGGCCCAUUGCUGUUGCAAUUGAUGGUUCACAUGAAUCCUUUAGUAGAUAUCGAGGAGGUAUGUAUCAUGAACCAAACUGCAAACGUAAUACUCUUGACCAUGGUUUACUAUUGGUUGGCUAUGGCUAUGAAGGUCGCGAGUCAGAGAACAGGAAAUACUGGCUGCUAAAGAACAGCCAUGGUGAAAAAUGGGGAGAAAAGGGCUACAUGAAACUUCCCAGAGAUCAGAACAACUACUGUGGAAUUGCUUCUUAUGCCAUGUACCCCGAAUUGUGA